AUGCUUGCUUCAUCGUUUAUCUGGGCCCUAGGCGCCAGCUCCCUUGUGUACGCUCAUGGUAUCCGGGUCGAACGCUCAGAGAAUCGCCUUAUCAAGGGUCCCGCUUCACCAGAUGGCGCCUCGUCAUCCUCCUUUAAUUCAGUGUGGCAAGCAAAACUACAAGACGAUGGACUCGUGAAGCUGGACUUUCAUCGAUUGAUCCCGCGUCAAGACAGCAGUUCGGCGGAUACCGACACUUCAGCAGACGCUACUAGCACGGCGACCAAAGAUACCUCAUUGGCUUCUACUACUAAAGAUGAAGCCAAAAGCACCACGCUCGAAACAACUGCAUCGACGACAGAUGCAUCAACUACAGAAGAAAGCUCUGUGUCGUCAACAACCAGCACCUCAACGUCAACCUCAAGCAUAGCAUCAUCGACAAGCACAACCUCAACCUCCACGGAACCCGGCGCCUCCUGCUACAGCACGACCGUCAAGAGCAGCACCAUCUGUGAAACAACAGGAAUGACCACGUUAACGUGUUAUGCUGCGAACAUCACCUCGAGCACAUGUUCUCCAGGUCUUAUAUGCACGACACAGUCCAGUAAUGGAGUUACGAUCUGCAUGGAACUUCAGAAUGAAGUUGGUACAGCUGGUAUCAUUAUAGCUUCUGUUUUCUCGUCACUUAUACUCAUCUGUGCUUGUACUCUUAUCACCAUGUGUUAUAGGGAUAAGAGCAAGCAGAGGAGGCAGGAGGAGAUGAGGCGGGUGAGAUCGGUCAAGGUUGCUGAGAGGGCUACUCUAUUGCAACGUGCGCAGUAA
Molecule: messenger RNA, 801 nt
Organism: Fusarium verticillioides 7600
Lineage: Eukaryota; Fungi; Ascomycota; Sordariomycetes; Hypocreales; Nectriaceae
Exons: 1
Coding region: 1-801 (266 amino acids)
Source: RefSeq, a predicted model, not a curated record